AAACAAUCAAAAUAAAUUUGUUGAUUGGCUAAAAGUAUUCAUUGCAAUACUUUUGUUAAAAAAAGCUGACCAUAAUAGUUUUAUCAAAGAAUGUCAAAUUUUCAAUGGCAACAAAUUUUCGGAAAAGUUUCGAUGGGAUUAUGUAAAUCGAUACAAAAAAAGCCGGAUUUUUUCUACACAGGCGAAUAUAAAUUGAUAUAUAAUGAUUGUCUUCAAGACAUUCAUAAUGAAACAAUAACCGAUUCUCUAAGGAAAAUCUAUUGUUGUAAAGAUGAUUUAACUGAUGAAAAGAAUGAUGUUUAUAUAUAUCAUGAAUAUUGUUGUACCUGGUCCAAUCUAAUGAAUCAGCACAAGAAUUCUUUGUUGUUUUUAACACUGUUAAUUUUGGGAAAUACUCUCAUUUUAGCCUGUAGCAUUAUUUCAAAUUGUUAUUUAAUUUGGGUUUCUAUCAAACAAUCGGAAGACGAUGUUUAUAAUGGCUUUAAUCGAAAAGCAUUUAGAUCAAAGCCACGAUUUCCUUCAUUCGGCAACAUAACUGAAAUAUUACGUAGCAAAAAUCCUAUGGUACGAUUAAAAUUGGAAUUUGAUGUCGAUAAUAUAGAAACGACAAUUGAUUGGAAACUAGCGAAUGAUCGUUUUACACCAAUGCAAAAUUCAUUUGUAUCUUCAAUCACAAAAUCUGAAUUGAGUGACUAA
Dermatophagoides pteronyssinus (European house dust mite) is the source of this 696-nucleotide messenger RNA. RefSeq lists its product as uncharacterized. NCBI's taxonomy places the organism in Eukaryota, Metazoa, Arthropoda, Arachnida, Sarcoptiformes, Pyroglyphidae. The record is from RefSeq and is a predicted model, not a curated record.